Molecule: messenger RNA, 963 nt
Organism: Durusdinium trenchii
Lineage: Eukaryota; Dinophyceae; Suessiales; Symbiodiniaceae
Source: the annotation of a GenBank genome assembly
AUGAGUGGGGCUCUGAAUGAGUCCACAUGGACGACGACUACAGACGCGAGCAGCGUGAACGCCACCUUUGCAGCGAAUGCUUCGGACAUGUGGCCGCUUGACUUUCUACAGCUCGGCUCAGGAGUUCAUCCCUGUGGCCUGAGGGCCAAUCAUCGCUGCCCCACGCCGCAGCGAGCCCGGCCGCGCACCGCACGUAUCGCUGUGUAUACUUACAAUCUGGGUGGAUAUGAAGAGCCGCGAGCGUUUCAGGUGCCAUGUGCCCCAACAGAGGUGGAUGCUUUCCUUUUCUUGGAUGAUGUCACCCUGCUGAAGGCUCCCAAGGCUGCGCUGGCGCAUUGGAAGCAUCAGGGCUGGCACAUCAAGCGAGUGGCCUUGCAGAAAGGUACCCGCUAUGUCUCUGCAGAGAGAUUAACUUCCAAGUUCUUGAAGUUCACUCCUCCUCGAUGGAUGCAGAGAUAUGACUGGCUGAUUGGAUAUGAUCACGACAUGACGAUCAAUCUGGACAAGUUGCCACAGUUUCUCCAAGAUCACCAAGACAAGCCAUUGUUAAUGCUCAAAUGGUAUUGGCGAGACUGCAAUGCAGAUGCCUUCAAAUGCAUGCUGUGGGAGAUGGAUGACAUGUUGACCAAAAGACCGGAGUACGUGAGCUCGUCGCGGCGCAACGUGCAGCAGUGGAAGGAGCUCAUGACUUCUAUGCACGAUGGCCAGAGGCCCUUCAGACCGCCUCACUACUAUGAGAGUUGCAUCAUCGCAAGAAAUCUCAAGCACAAGAGGGCCCAAGCUGUGAAGACGGCCUUCGAAAAGACCUACAAGAUGUCGCAUGACAUUCAGCGAGACCAAUUCCUGCUGCCCUACUACCUUUGGCACGAGUCGCUGAGCCAAGAGCUCGUGGCCAUGCACCUGUGGGAAAUGCAGGAGGGCUUGGACUUUUGCUCUGUCCCCACGAAGAGAAAACGCAACUGA